UCUUCCCUCUUGCUGUGUGGCUGGGCUGCAGAAAUGGGUGUGUGAAUCUGUGUGCCAUGCUAUGGUGGGAUGGUCAGUGACCCAGACCCCCAUCUCCCUCUCCCCAAAGCUGCCGAUUGUGGCCUCCUCCAUUGUGUCCUUAUACUUCCUGGAGCUGACCGACCUGUUCAAGCCGGCCAAAGUGGGCUUCCAGUGCUACGACCGCUCGCUGUCCAUGCCCUACGUGGAGACCAAUGAGGAGCUGAUCCCCCUGCUCAUGCUGCUGAGUCUGGCCUUCGCCGCACCUGCGGCCUCCAUCAUGGUCGGCGAAGGCAUGGUCUACUGCCUGCAGUCCCGGCUGUGGGGCCGCAGCCCCGGGGGCUCAGAGGGCACCAUCAACGCGGGCGGCUGCAACUUCAACUCCUUCCUCAGACGCACAGUGCGCUUUGUAGGUGUACACAUGUUUGGCCUGUGUGCCACGGCUCUGGUGACGGACGUCAUCCAGCUGGCCACCGGCUACCACACGCCUUUCUUCCUAACCGUCUGCAAACCCAAUUACACUCUGCUGGGCACUUCCUGUGAGGCCAACCCUUACAUCACACAGGACAUCUGUUCCGGCCACGACACUCAUGCUAUCCUGUCGGCUCGGAAGACCUUCCCGUCUCAGCAUGCCACUCUGUCUGCCUUUGCCGCUGUCUACGUCUCGAUGUACUUCAAUUCGGUCAUCUCGGAUACCACGAAGCUGCUGAAGCCCAUCCUCGUGUUCGCUUUUGCCAUUGCCGCCGGCGUCUGUGGCCUCACGCAGAUCACCCAGUACCGAAGCCAUCCUGUGGAUGUCUAUGCCGGCUUUCUUAUUGGCGCUGGGAUCGCUGCCUACCUGGCCUGCCAUGCGGUGGGCAACUUCCAGGCACCACCUGCAGAGAAGGUGCCCACGCCAGCGCCUGCCAAGGACGCCCUGCGGGCGCUGACGCAGCGGGGCCACGAGUCCAUGUAUCAGCAGAACAAGGCUGUCAGCACAGAUGAGCUGGGCCCUCCGGGGAGGCUAGAGGGUGUGCCGCGGCCCGUGGCUCGGGACAAGACCUCUCUCGGCAGCCUGAAGCGAGCCAGCGUGGAUGUGGACCUGCUGGCCCCACGCAGCCCCAUGGGCAAGGAGGGUAUGGUCACCUUCAGCAACACACUGCCCCGUGUCAACACGCCCUCGCUGGAUGACCCCGCGCGGCGUCACAUGACCAUCCACGUGCCCCUCGACGCCUCCCGUUCCAAGCAGCUCAUCAGUGAGUGGAAGCAGAAAUCACUGGAAGGCCGCGGCCUGGGACUGCCCGAUGAGGGUAGCCCUGUGCACCUGCGGGCCCCGGCAGAGCCCAUGGCAGAGGAAGAGGAGGAGGAGGAAGAGGAGGAGGAAGAGGAGGAGGAGGAGGAGGAGGAGGAGGAGGAAGGACCCGUACCGCCUUCACUCUACCCCACUGUCCAGGCUCGGCCAGGGCUUGGGCCCCGAGUCAUCCUGCCUCCAAGGCCAGGGCCCCAGCCGCUCGUGCACAUCCCAGAGGAAGGCGUGCAGGCUGCAGCUGGCCUGUCACCCAAGAGCAGCUCAUCAGUGCGGGCCAAGUGGCUGUCCAUGGCUGAGAAGGGCGGGGCCCCAGUGGCCGUGGCUCCGUCACAGCCACGGGUGGCCAACCCACCCAGGCUACUGCAGGUCAUCGCCAUGUCCAAGGCAGCGGGGGGCCCCAAGGCUGAGACAGCCUCAUCAUCUAGCGCCAGCUCCGACUCUUCACAGUACCGCUCCCCCUCAGACCGUGACUCUGCCAGCAUCGUCACCAUCGAUGCUCACGCACCCCACCACCCAGUCGUGCACCUGUCUGCGGGCAGCACGCCCUGGGAGUGGAAGGCCAAGGUGGUGGAGGGUGAUGGCUCCUAUGAGCUGGGGGACCUGGCACCCCGCGGCUUCCGAAGCAGCUGCAAACAGCCUGGCAUAGGCCCGGGGUCCCCAGUCAGCGACGUGGACCAGGAGGAGCCCCGGUUUGGAGCUGUGGCCACUGUCAACCUGGCCACUGGGGAGGGUCUGCCCCCACCAGGUGCAAGUGAUGGGGCCAUGGGUGCAGGCAGCCGUGAAUCCACGCUAAGGCGCCAGGUGGGUGGGCUGGGGGAACGGGAAGUGGAGUCCGAGGCCGAGAGUUACUACAGGAGGAUGCAGGCCCGCAGGUACCAGGACUAA
This is a messenger RNA of Peromyscus eremicus (cactus mouse), 2191 nucleotides long. It is a transcript of the gene Plppr3, whose product is annotated as phospholipid phosphatase related 3. Gene Ontology annotation, molecular function: phosphatidate phosphatase activity. Gene Ontology annotation, biological process: signal transduction; phospholipid dephosphorylation; phospholipid metabolic process. Bases 62 to 2191 code for a protein of 709 amino acids. Lineage: Eukaryota; Metazoa; Chordata; Mammalia; Rodentia; Cricetidae. The transcript has 6 exons. The record is from RefSeq and is a predicted model, not a curated record.